Molecule: messenger RNA, 1787 nt
Organism: Oryzias melastigma (Indian medaka)
Lineage: Eukaryota; Metazoa; Chordata; Actinopteri; Beloniformes; Adrianichthyidae
Product: ATP-dependent RNA helicase DDX42
Molecular function (GO): ATP binding; RNA helicase activity; nucleic acid binding
Source: RefSeq, a predicted model, not a curated record
CAUGGGCUUUGAAUAUCAGGUCAGAUCCAUCGCUAGUCACGUUCGUCCCGACAGGCAGACUCUUCUGUUCAGCGCUACAUUUCGAAAGAAGAUUGAGAGAUUGGCGAGAGACAUUUUAGUGGAUCCUAUUCGUGUGGUACAGGGAGACAUCGGAGAGGCCAAUGAAGACGUGACUCAGGUUGUGGAGAUGCUCCCCAGCGGUUCAGACAAAUGGGGUUGGCUGACUCGGCGCUUGGUGGAGUUCACCUCGACCGGCUCUGUCCUCAUUUUUGUCACCAAGAAGGCGAACAGCGAGGAGCUAGCCACAAACUUGACGCAGGAGGGCUACAGCCUUGGCCUCCUGCACGGAGACAUGGACCAGAGCGAGAGGAACAAAGUCAUCAGCGACUUCAAAAAGAAGAACUUGCCCAUCUUGGUGGCCACCGAUGUUGCUGCUCGUGGUCUGGACAUCCCUUCCAUUCGGACAGUGGUGAACUACGACGUGGCGCGAGACAUCGACACUCACACACACAGGAUCGGCCGAACUGGUCGCGCUGGAGAGAAAGGCGUGGCCUAUACGCUGCUAACCAACAAAGACACAACGUUUGCUGGAGAUCUCGUGCGGAAUUUGGAGGGAGCGAAUCAAGCCGUUUCCAAAGAGCUGAUGGAUUUAGCCAUGCAGAAUCCCUGGUUCAGGAAGUCCCGGUUUAAGGGAGGUAAAGGGAAAAGGCUGAACAUCGGUGGUGGGGGCCUCGGCUACAAAGAGAGACCAGGACUGGGAGCUGAAAGCUCUGAUCGUGGCGUCAGCAGCAGUUUGCCAUCAGCCAGUAGCUUUGAAGGUUAUAGCAAGCCGACCUCUGGAGCGAUGGGGGAUCGCAUGUCUGCACUGAAACAAGCCUUCCAGGCUCAGUAUAAAAGCCACUUUGUUGCUGCAUCCAGCGGUCCUCCGAAGCUCAGCGCCAAAUCCAGCAGCACCUCCGGCUGGACCAGCGCUGGCAGCCUGAGCUCUGUCCCAACAGAAUCCGCCAACGGCUCAGAACGCUCUCACAUGGCCAACUUCGCCAUGGCUGGUUUCACCAGCGCCGGCUCCCUGAGCUCGGUGCCCCCCGUCCCCAGCAGCCCACAGCACAGCGUCGCCACCCCCCCACCCCCCUCCCCAAAAGAGAGCUCACGAGACAGACAUGGGGAGGAGCGGGGCCGCCACGACGACAGUCACCGCCACAGCGACAGAAGCGAUAGGCACAGCGGAGACGAUCGCCACGGAGACCGAGAUCGGGAUCGCCGCGGAGACCGGGAUCGGGACCGGCAUGGGGAUCGGGAUCGCCACAGCAGCAGCAGCCGCCACAGCGACAGCCGCAAUGGCGACGGAAGCAAGAGAGAUCGAGACGACAGCAGGGGCGAUAGAGAUGGAGGAGACAGGAGGAGCGGAGAAGGGCGGGACAGAGAUGACAGCUUUGCCGUCCCUGACCCACCAAAACGAAGAAAAAGCCGAUGGGACAGCUAAGGGAAGAUUAGCAAACGCGAUAAUAUCAUUUUGUGCUACCAACUUUUUGCUCCAUAACAGAAUCUGUAGCUGUAGCAGGACAGACGCUGGCACAAGCACAAAUCUAAGAGGGUUUACUUUAAAUCUAGUGAACGCGUCCUAAAAACCCCGUCAGGUUGAUUAAGACCUCAGUGAAACCCAGUUUGCUCUGAUGACGGCUUAAAGACGGCCAUUGUACAUACGCCAUCCAGGCUGCUAUCACUGUAAGCAAUAGAGUUGUAAUGAAAACUUGUCUGUGAAUUAAAAAAAGUGUUAUUGUUCAUGA